This is a messenger RNA of Ascochyta rabiei, 2163 nucleotides long. RefSeq names its product [Phosphatase 2A protein]-leucine-carboxy methyltransferase. The transcript has a single exon. The coding region runs from base 1 to 2163 and encodes 720 amino acids. Gene Ontology annotation, biological process: mitotic spindle assembly checkpoint signaling; attachment of mitotic spindle microtubules to kinetochore. The record is from RefSeq and is a predicted model, not a curated record. Gene Ontology annotation, cellular component: kinetochore; nuclear envelope; mitotic spindle. Lineage: Eukaryota; Fungi; Ascomycota; Dothideomycetes; Pleosporales; Didymellaceae.
AUGGCGUUCGGGAAGGCGAACCAGCCGAGCUUCAACCUCUUCACUGGGGUGGAAGAGUCGCCUCCUCCCGAACCGUUGCGCCAAACAUUCCGCACAACAAUGCGCGCCUCGACAAUGACGAAUGCGCCGCACACCGUCGUUCCCGACAACCCCGUCAACGAGGACCUACGCGCACAGCUGAACACACUGCGCUAUGAGCUCGAGACCGCGAAACAGGAAAAGGCAAUGCUCAAGCUCGAGCUCGACCAGGAGAUUAGAGACGCGCAAAGCCGCGCCGAAGCAGACUUCCGCAAAGCACAACAGGCGGAAGCAACGAACAGUCAGACAGCCAAGAAGUACGAGGCGCUGUCCAAGGAACUAUCCGAGGUCCAGACAAGAGCUGCGAACGAGCGGCAAGAUCUGGAGAGGCGACUGAGGCAAAGCCAGGAGAAGGCGCAGUCGUUGCAGGAGGACUAUGACGAGGUCAAAGACGACCUAGCGACAUCACAGCGGCAAAACGAGCACAAAUACAACAACCUACAGACCGAGCACCAGCGUUUGAAAGACAGCGUGGAAGAUGUACAGACGGACUUGGUGUCCAAGGUCAACGCGCUGCAGGCGGCGCAGAAGAAGCUCGGAGAACGAGAGGAGGAGGUCGGCCAGCUCGAGGCGGAGGUGCUGCGUCUGAAGGCUAUUUCGGGAGAUGCCGAGACAUUAACCAUAAUCAAGAGAGAGUUGUCGGACCAGGUUGCGCACAUCCAGAAGCUGGAGGCCUUGACAAGAGAGCAGAAUGCUGAGCUCAGAAACUUCAGGAAGCAGCACAAAGCGAUUGAGGUGGUCGAAGAAGAGAAGAGAUCGCUUCAAACCAAGCUCCGCAUGAUGGACGAUCUGCAACGACAACUAGGAGAGGCUGAGAUGAGAAGGCAGGUGCUUGAGGAGGAGCGGGACUCGUGGACUUCAUACCUUGAGUCUGAAGGCAACGAAGAUAGCGAGCUCCAGUUCGAGACGCCUGAGGAUCUUGCGCGAGCCUUCAUCCAGGAGCGGAUAGAUAAGACGGACCUUUUGAACAAGCUAGGCGAGAUCAAGCCUGAGCUCACCGUAAAGGAAGCCAACGUACAAGCACUGGAAGAUGAGAAAGCCAAGCUGCAGGCCGAGAUCCAGCAACUCAAAAGCUCUGCGACGACGAACAUUGCGCCCAACGCAAAGGAAGCACAGGCCCGCGCCAGGCUGGAACGACAAAAGGCACUGGCGACCAAGGAGGUCGAGUUCCUGCGCGCCCAAGUCAAGGCGUUCGACGACGAAGCACGCGAGAUGCAACCCGACUCCUACGACGCAGCGAAGUCACAACGGAUAGCAGAACUCGAAGCCCUCGUGGAUGAACAUCGCAAAGAACUUGACACCCUUCAGAAAGAGUUCAACAGCAUCGAGAAGCUGACCCCAACCCCGACGACAGGGCAAAAGCGUCCUCUCGAUACGACCGAUGAUAACGACGAGCGUGUCGGCGAACUGCGCCGCAAGAACCGCCAAUUGACCGACGAUCUGAGCGCGCUGCAGAAGAGGAUGAAGCUCAUCGAAACAGAAUACAAGGCGCAACACUCGCAGCUCAAAAAACUCAAAGAAUCGUCCCGCACGCGCGUCCUCGAGCUGAAAUCCAACCCCACAGCCGACGCCGAAGCGCUCAAGCUCUCGACGGUGCGCACCCUGCGCUCAGCCAACGCACAGCUCCUCGCGCAGCUCGAGCAAGCGCAGCCGCCGCCCAAAACCGUGCCCUUUGCCACGUUCGAAGCCGCCCACGACGAGAUGGAGGAGCUGCGCCACGCGCUCGCCUCGUCGGAGAAGAAGCAAACACGCCUCAAGCAAAUCUGGGCCGCCAAGUCCCUCGAGUUCCGCGAAGCCGUCGCCUCGAUCCUCGGCUGGAAACUCGAUUUCAUGCCCAACGGCCGCGUCAAGGUCACGUCCAUGUUCAAGCCGGCCGACGACGAGGGCGAGAACAGCAUCGUGUUUGAUGGCGAGAACGGCACCAUGAAGGUUAGCGGCGGCGAGCAGAGCGUCUUUGCCGGCGAGAUUCGCGAUCAAAUUGUCUACUGGGUCGAGGGCAGGAAGGAGAUUCCGUGCUUUUUGGCGGCGCUGACUCUCGAGUUUUGGGAACGUGGGCCUGGCGCUGAGAUGACGAUGAAGCUGUAG